CUUUGAGGAAAAAGAGGCAGAAAAAGCUGCCAGGCUAAAAGUUGUUUUUGAGGAAGUCUUUUUCUUUUUUUUCCCCCCUUAAAGCCGCACAUUACUGCUCACACACACACACACACACACACACACACACACACACACAUAACACACCACCUGGGCAGGCUCCUGUGAUCUGUGAUGCCCCACGGUGUGUCUGAUCUUCUAAAGAUUGCUCAAAAAAAGUGUUGAGGUCCAUGUUGACAAAUUAAGUGUCUUUCCUAUCAUUUCUUUGUGUCUGAGACGAAGCAGCAGCAGUCAAGUUGGAACAGGAGCUUGUCUGUUCGCAGGCGGUGUUAUCAUUUUUAGAAACCUUGCCAGGACAGACGAUGAAGGGGGGGUUUGCCCUGACCAGAAGCCUAGAGGCAGCCUGAGUCUCUCCUACCUUUCCCUUCUACUUACAGCAAUUACAGGCCUGCACCCGCAACUAUAAUAACGGUAUAAUGGGAUGGCAGCAGAGCAGCAAUAAAAGCCGCCCCUGACAGAUUAACAGUCCUCUCCAAGUUCUGAGCUGUAAUUAACAAUGAGACCGGAGAGGAACAGAGAAAAGAAAGGAGCUAGAUUGAAAGGUUGGAAAGAUAAAGUGAAGGGAUGGGCUGUCUUUGGAGUGAUUUAAUAAAAUUAGGAUGUCUUUUAUUGUCAACAUGGACGAGUCGGAGCUAGAGUCCUGCUAGAGUGGCGUUUUGAAAUCUCUAGAAUGGAUUUUUUAUUUCCAGUUUCCAUGUAAUCAUUUUAAUGUUGCAUAAAUAUUCAAAAAUAGUUUUUAACCAUUUUGGAAAAUAAGCCCUUUGGAAAAAAUUUAUAUUACGCUCAUCUGUGCAGCAAAUAUGAAGCCUACUACAGACGACACUCUGUUAGCUUUGAUUAGCUCAGCAAAAAGACUGAAAAAGAUUGACUGCCAAGGGUUAAAAAAAAAAAUCCACCUACACUGUAAAAAUAAAAGCCUGUGAUGUUACAGUUUUCCUUUGUAUUUUAGACAUACACAAAAUUAUCAAUAAAAUUACAAGAGUUUGCUUGUCAAAUGUAAAACAAAAUUAAAAACCUAACUUUUGAAGUUUGUUUUUUACAUGAAAAGAUAUAAAAUAUAUUCACAUGCGUAUUGCAAUAUCAAAUAUUUCCUUAUUACUUAGUAAAAUAUAUAUAUGUGUAGGGAAUUUAAUUUUGUAUACAUGUCAAGCUGUUGAAAAAAGCCAAAAGUACACAUAAUCUCAUGUAAAUUAAGGCCAAAAAUGCAUUUUAAUUGUGUGAAAUUGCUGUAUUUUCAUGAUAUGAUUAUUUUCUGGCAUUUGUUGGCACAUUAUCAGCUUGAAUAUUAUUGGGAGUUUUACAGUUUUUUAAGAGUGCACCAGAAACUCUAAAGCUCACUAAUUAACACGUGAUGUAUAAUUUCAUUUAACCACACACUCUCUCACACGCAAUAAACUGCACUUCACACGUUUAUGGGGAGUUUGUGUUGGACUAUUUCUAGGCUCUCAGCUGGUUGCCAGGCAACGGUCCCAGACAAGAAAACAUCUACUGCUACAGUAAAUCCAGCGACCAAGGUAAAUGCUGAAACAUUCAUAUUAUUGCUCAAUUCUGAGACACAGGAAGGUCCCAGUUUCUAUAUUUAAACUUGUAUUUCUCUCGCCAUGUUUCACAACUAUUUGUAAUAAGAUGCGAACAUAAAAAUCAAGCUGUCAGGGAUCAACAAGCUAACAACUAGCUAACAUUAGCGUAAAAAGGACAAUUUCUGGCAAACGGCUUCAGAACCUCGGCCUUACUGUGCUUUACAUGAUACAUAACUCCCUUUAAAUUUCUAAUUAUUUUGUUAAAAUCUGGCACGUUAAAUAAAGGAAGGUAUAAAGUGUUUAUAAGAAGUUUUACUAGAGUGGUAGGUAGCAUGCUAGCUGUUUCCCCGUUUCCAGUGUUUGUGCUAAGCUAAGCUAACCGGCUGCUAGUUCCUUUAAGCCCAUCAGCAGAUGUUUACCUGCGGAUGGAGGGCGGUGCGAGCAUUUUUGUGGAGAAAAUAAUUGCAAAAUGUGCAGCUGUGUGUGAGAGAGAGGAAGAUCACCCACUCCCUGCACUCUGGUGGCAUCCCGCCCCACCACCAGCACCACCACCACUACCGCCGCCACCUCUCCAUCUCCUCCCGCCUCCUGCAGACUCUCUCUGUCUGGAGCCCGGAGCGUCCCACUGAGGAUCCGCACAAUAAUGGAGCUGCAUCGUGCAGCAGGUCUCGGUGUUUUCAGCAGAGCUUUCAGCCCAGCGCACAUCAGGCUGGAGCUCCUUUAAACCAGGGAUCUGUACUUCACUGUAAAGGUUGCUCUUUUUUUGAAAUACACUGCACAAGUACUUCUUUCAUAUGUUUUCUGCGUCAUGUCUUUUUAUGUCGUCUAACUUUUUCCGUGUUUUGAUGUUUAUAUGAGGGGCAUUAAAAGGCCCACCAUGGUUUUUCCAACAUAAAUCAUCAUUUUUUUCCCCAACGUUUUAGUGCCGGCUGCUUUCUGUUUACCUAUACCGGGGAAUGGGAGGACCUCAUUGGGUUUUUUUUAAGCUGCAAGUAGAUUUUGUGGAAGCGGAUAUGGGCCAGUUUUUUGCUCCACAGAUGGCUCUUUCGGAGGUGAAAGUACGGGAGCUGCGCUGCUUCACAUGAGCCGCUCAGGUUUCUGUUUGGAGGACUUGCGACAUGGGCUGAGCCCUUGUGGUGGCUCUUUUCUCCUGAAAGCUGUUAAACGAGGAUGGACGACGGAAAACGGAGACGGUUAAAAAUCUGUUUUCGAUCAGAGUGACGUUAAAUACCUUCACCUUUUCUACGCGGAGAGCGCGCACGCACCGGCACGGACACCAGAGCUCUGAGCGCACCAGACUGGAACUGAAGCCAAAUUUCCAGUCACCGAAAUUUCAGAGUUUGACAGUGGAGUUUGGUUGUGGUGUAGUUUUUCCUAGUCGUGAUUUUGUUCCAUUAAUUUCAUUUUAUUUUUUAAAGUAGCAACUUAAAUGUAGAUUCUAUCGAGACUAAAUGACAAUGCGUCGUAGCGUGUCUGGUGUUAAAACAGGCAGGCAGUAUGUAAGACAAUAUUAUAAAUUUAUAGCAGACGUGUGGUUUUGAUCAAAAUAACCUACUACAACUGGAUACUGGGGUUUUCAAAUAGCAAAUUAAGUUUCCAAAGCUAAUUUCUGCGUUUUAAGCGCUUUUACGCACGCACAUUUUUCGCGCUUGGUUUUGGAGACGCAGCUUCAGUUACAGUCCACCGGUCACCUCAAGGGGAAUAUCUCCGUCCCUCCGUCUCCUCCCCGGACAAUGUGGCUCGCCCGCCUCUCGCUACUGCUGCUGCUCCGGUUCUCCGGUGUGUUGCCGGUGGAGGGGCUCAACACGUGCCAGUCCAUCAACCUGGACGCGCAGAAGUCUCGGCGCAUCGAGGCGGUACGCGGCCAGAUCCUCAGCAAGCUGCGCAUCCGCAGCCCGCCGGACGACGACGACGACGACGAGGCCCCGGUGCCCGGUUCGGUGCCACCGGAGGUCAUGCUGCUCUACAACAGCACGCGGGAGCUGCUGAAGGAGCGCGCGCGUCUGGGCGAAUCGGCAUGCGAGCGCGAGAGCAGCGAGGAGGAUUAUUACGCCAAAGAGGUGCAGAGGAUCGACAUGAAGCCCCCCCGCACCGACACCAAUGUGGUGCAGCCAGUAGCACCCAACCCCCAUUACAGAGUCGUCCACUUCGAUGUCAGCGGAGUCGACCUGACCAACAGCACCCUGGUCAAGGCUGAGUUCAGGAUCUUCAGAGCUCCCAACCCGCAGGCCCGGGCCUCGGAGCAGAGAGUGGAGCUCUAUCAGUUGCUAAAGCCAGACGAAGACAGCACCUCCACUCAACGUUAUAUUGACUCCCGCACCCUUCAGCCGAGGGCCAAGGGAGCCUGGAUCUCUGUGGAGGUCACAGAAACUAUAAAGGACUGGGUGUCAGAUCCAGAGAGUAAUCUUGGUCUAAAACUGGGCGUCCACUGUCCGUGCUGCACCUUCGUCCCAUCCACCAACAACAUCGUUCCCAACAAGAGUGAGGAGCUGGAGGCCCUGUUUGCUGGUUUGGAUGAUGAGCGGCUGCGACAGCUAAGAAAACCCGGUCAGGUUAAAGGCCAGGCGGACUUCAGCACCAAGACGCCGCACCUCAUCCUCACCCUGCUGCCCAGUGACAGAGUGGACAACCCGGCCAAGAAGAACCGCAAGAAGAGGGCAGCUGCCACAGACACCACAACCUGCUCUCGCGGCUCAGACCAGGGCUGCUGCCUGCGCUCGCUCUACAUCGACUUCAGGCGUGACCUCAACUGGAAGUGGAUCCAUGAGCCGAAAGGUUACAAAGCCAACUUCUGUGCCGGCAACUGUCCGUACCUCUGGAGUGCCAACAACCACUACAACAUGAUCCUGCCGCUGUACAACAAGCUCAACCCUGAGGCCUCCGCCUCACCCUGCUGCGUUCCUCAGGACCUGGAGCCCCUCACCAUCAUGUACUUCAUAGGCCGCACACCACGUGUUGAGCAGCUCUCCAACAUGGUCGUCAAAUCCUGCAAGUGCCGCUGAGGGAGGCGAGUUCAGACGGAGACGCGAGGGAGGCAGAGAGGAGAAGAAUGAUGACAGGACCAAAACUAAAAACUGCUUCUCUCAGGGGGGAACAAGUUGAGGAGGACAGAUGGAUCCUCUGUUCAUUAAGCUUCGCUCUUUGAUCACCUUUAGCAGACUUUUGAGAUGUUAUUUUUUUACGCUACCCAACGCAAAUAUCAGGAUUUCGUUCCCACUUUUUACAGGCAUGACACCUUCUUCGCUCUCUGGAACUUUCCGUUUGACAUAGGACACUGUAAAUAGGACGACAUAGCCCUCUUAAACCUGUACUUGGAUAUUGAAAUUAAAAGGCGGCGUUGUGUAAUUUGGCCACGUUUGGUGCGCCUGCUGCAGAAAAAGGAUUCUUUUUAUCAGGAUUUUGAUGCCGCCUCUGUCGUAUUCCUGUGGCCGUGGGCAGCGGAGCACGGCAGACUGUUUGCUUUAGGUUUGAAGGUGUCGAUAGGAUGGAGGCGGUGUGGAAAGGGCUGCAGACUGAGAUCUUCAGGCAGAGCAAGCAGGGAACAGAUAGAAAAGAGAGAGAGGAGCUGUGUCCAGGCAGAGGCUGUGCCAGCUCUCUGCGGUCCCCGGCUGAAAUCUGCCCGGCGUAAACAGGAUGUGAAAGAUUUCCAGACACCAACCCGACCACUCACGGAACGCUAGAUUUAAAUGCUCCCCUCAUCUCCUCUGUCUCCCUCUCUCUCUCUCUGUUGCUCGAGGUUCUGGGAUUUGUGGUGGGAGGAGAGAGGAAGAAAAGAGAGGCUUUGAAAAUGAGACGUGGGAUGGAUGAUAGGGCUGUAUUUGGAACGACUGUAAGUUUGGAAGGUGGUAUUUUGCAGCCUUAGCAAAUUUGUAACUAUUUGGGUCUGGCUCAAACAUUCCAUAAUCACACUCUCGUGCUCGUUUUCUGAAUGUGCAUUCAUUAUCUUAUUGUAAAAAGCUGUUGACUCAUUGCUGAUCCUCUGUUGUGAUUAUAUUUUGUCAUACCUAUGUUUACCAUCAGCCCCACUGAUUCACUCAGACUCUCUCUACACCCAAGUGUCCACAUUGACCACUUUUGAUAGAAUGUCUAAAUGCUGAAAAUAAAAAACAUCCCCAGGGCUCAUUUUAAA
Molecule: messenger RNA, 5709 nt
Organism: Amphiprion ocellaris (clown anemonefish)
Lineage: Eukaryota; Metazoa; Chordata; Actinopteri; Pomacentridae
Gene: tgfb5
Product: transforming growth factor, beta 5
Exons: 7
Coding region: 3314-4582 (422 amino acids)
Biological process (GO): SMAD protein signal transduction; BMP signaling pathway; transforming growth factor beta receptor signaling pathway
Cellular component (GO): extracellular region
Molecular function (GO): growth factor activity; cytokine activity; type II transforming growth factor beta receptor binding
Source: RefSeq, a predicted model, not a curated record